AGAGAGAGACAGGGUGAGAAAGUGUCCCGUCCGGAGGAAGAUACUCUAUACUCUGAAAUGCUGAAUAGGAACUAAUCUGCAUCUUCUUUAAAGAAAAAAAAAAAGCAAGAAAACUCACCAGGCGCAUAUUUUGGCUAUUUAUUUUUUCACAUUGGUACUAAUAUAGAGUUUGCACUGGAUUUUUUUUAUUAUUAUUAUUAUUAUUACUAGUAGUAGUGGUAGUAUCUAUUAGAUUUCUGUGAAAUUCACUUUACGCACCAGGACUUUGACAGUUCGUGAAAGUCUUCCUUUCCUGAAGGAUUAUGAUGUUUUUUCUGCGUGUUGCGCUGAGUUUAACCGCUGCCCUGUGCGCCACCGCGGCGCAAAGCGCGUGGGAAGAAACCACGGUGUUACCGGUUCAACUCCAAGCGCCUGGAACUUCCGAAGAGGCUUCAGGGAAGCUUUUCUAUCGCUUGGACAUCUUUGGGAAACGGAUGGUGCUGGAGGUGGUGCCGGAUCAGACUUUCCUGGCGCCUGGGUUUGUAUUCCAUGUGGUGGGGAAGCCGGAGGGCCGGCGGAGGUUUGACAGCUCGGCGGAGGCGCGCUGCUUUUACACGGGAACCGUGAACCGAGACAAGAGCUCCGCGGUCGCUCUGAACGUCUGUCAUGGACUGAGGGGUGGCUUCAGCUAUGGUGGGGAAGAGUACUUCAUUCAGCCCGCGAAUGUCACCGGGGAAAGCGGUUUGUCUAGCAGGGACAUGCACACCAUCCGCCGGAGAAACCGGCAGGUCCAGGGAGAGGCCGGUGGCUCUAAGUGCGGCGUCAGCGAGGACGAGGAGAAAAUCACUGAGCACCAUGAGACGAAGCCGGUCUCAACUCCUAAUGAGUCCCAAGCACAUCAUCGGUCCCGUCGAUUUGUGUCCGUCCCACGAUAUUUGGAAAUCAUGCUUGUGGCAGAUGUCUCAAUGUAUGAGUUUCAUGGAAAUAAUGUGGAAUCUUACCUGCUAACCCUAAUGGCUGUAGCUUCCCGCAUUUACCGCCACCCAACUAUUCACAACUCUAUUACACUCUCUGUGGUAAAACUUAUGGUGAUAAAAAUUAAAGAACAUGGACCAGAUGUCACAAAAAAUGCCGCCCUCACCUUGAGGAACUUCUGCCAGUGGCAAAAGCAGCAUAAUCCUCCCAGCGAUCGUCACCCAGAACAUUAUGACACCGCCAUCCUGGUCACUAGACGAGAUCUAUGUGGUGCUCACUCUUGUGACACAUUAGGAAUGGCUGACGUUGGCACAGUGUGUGAUCCAGAGCGAAGUUGCUCCAUCGUGCAGGAUGAUGGACUGCAGGCAGCUUUCACUAUUGCACACGAGCUUGGUCAUGUGUUCAACAUUCCCCAUGAUGAUGCCAAACAGUGUACUAAUAUCAAUGCUGAAACCGUCAACUUCCACCUGAUGGCAUCGACUCUUUGCAAUCUGAACCAGUUGCAUCCCUGGUCUCCAUGCAGUGCACUGAUGAUCACAACCUUCCUGGAUAAUGGCCACGGGCAGUGUCUGCUUGACAAGCCACAGAAACCUCAGGAAUUACCACAAGCCCUGCCAGGUUCAAAGUAUAGUGCCGACCAUCAGUGCCGUCUCACAUUUGGUAAUGAUUCACUGCACUGCCCUGACCCGGGCACCACCUGUGCAGCUCUCUGGUGCACUGCCACUAAUGCAAAUGGUCUUCUUGUGUGCCAAACCAAGAACAGUCCAUGGGCUGAUGGAACUCCAUGUGGGCAUGACAAAUACUGUGUGGCAGGCCACUGUUUGAGCAGUGGUGAAGCAAACAGUCAUAAGACCUCCGUCAAUGGUGGAUGGGGAAUUUGGGGAGAUUGGGGUGAGUGCUCACGUAGCUGCGGUGGUGGUGUGCAGUACUCUUUUAGGAAAUGUGACAACCCUGUGCCCAAGAACGAAGGCAAAUAUUGCGAGGGUAAAAGAGUCCAGUAUCGAUCCUGCAACACAGAAGCCUGCCCUGACAGCAAUGGUUUAACUUUCCGUGAAGAGCAGUGUUUGGCCCACAACGAUAUUUCCUCCCACAUGACAUUUGGCUCAAGUGAGGGUGUUGAAUGGGUACCAAAAUAUGCUGGUGUAUCACCCAAGGACCGCUGUAAGCUGGUUUGCAGAGCAAAGGGCACAGGAUACUUCUUUAUCCUUAAGCCAAAGGUGGAAGAUGGAACUCCCUGCACCCCCGACUCCACCUCUGUUUGUGUUCAAGGCCAAUGCGUUAAGGCUGGAUGUGACCGUGUCAUUGGCUCAGAUAACCAUUUUGAUAAAUGUGGUGUGUGUGGAGGGAAUGGAUCAACUUGCAAGAAAGUCUCUGGAUCCUUGGAGUAUGCAAGACCCGGCUAUCAGGAUGUUGUGACAAUCCCUGCAGGUGCCACCCACCUCGAUGUAAAGCAGCGAGUCAAUGGUCGUCAACCUGACAAUAGUUAUCUGGCUGUCCGACGUCAAGAUGGUACCUACCUACUAAAUGGUGACUACAAGCUCACAACUUUGGAGCAUGACAUCUUCCUUAAAGGGUCACUUCUGCGCUACAGCGGUUCUUCAGCCUCUCUUGAGCGCCUCCGUAGCUUUGCUCCUCUUCCAGAGCCACUGACAGUCCAGGUUCUAUCUGUAGGCAACUCCCCUCGGCCCCGUGUAAAAUACAGCUACUUUGCCCCGCGUCCUGCUUCCACAAACCGCCGUCCCAUCAAUGCCAUCGGAGAAGCAGGAGGAGCAGAGUGGACACUAGGUGAAUGGCGACCCUGCUCACAGACCUGUGGUGAAGGUGUUCAAAAGAGGGACGUCAUCUGUCAAGACACCCAGGGUCGACCAUCACAAGACUGCCCUGAGGAACUGCGUCCACCUUCCUCUCAGCCUUGCACCAUACACACCUGCCCAUCCUGGGUAGUUGGUGAGUGGUCAGCCUGCUCACAGACCUGCGAUGAAGGUUUUCAGAAGAGGGACGUCCUCUGUCAAGAUACCCAAGGUCGUCCAUCACAAGACUGUCCCGAGAAACUGCGUCCUCCUUCCUCUCAGCCUUGUAUCAUACACACCUGCCCAUCCUGGGUAGUUGGUGAGUGGUCAGCCUGCUCACAGACCUGCGAUGAAGGUUUUCGGAAGAGGGACGUCCUCUGUCAAGACUCCCAGGGUCGACCGUCAGAGGACUGUCCCGAGAAACUGCGUCCGCCUUCCUCCCAGCCUUGUACCAUACAAGCCUGCCCAUCCUGGGUAGUUGGUCCGUGGUCAGCCUGUUCUAAGACUUGUGGCCGAGGCUUUCGGAAACGUAUGCUGCGCUGUGUGAGUCAUGACGGCUAUGUUUUGCCCCAUGACCGCUGUCACACAAAAGAUCGGCCACGACCCUUGAUAGAUAUGUGCAUCCAGGAUGCCUGUUAAGACUGGCUUCGACUAGAAGCAAGCUUUGACUGUAAAUUCAGCUAUUCAUUGUCUGAAGCAAGGCAAUGCAGGUUUGGGAUUCAAAGUGCCCCUUAUGACGGUGACUGCAAUGAACCUUGAACCAGCACUACAGUUCCCACUCCUCCAACACUGGGUCCAGGACACAAAGCUGGCACACUGUGUACCUGUCUGAAAAGCUGGGCUAGGAGAUGAGUUUAAAUUUUUUUUUUAAAAAACACCUUUGCUGCAUUAGGUGCUGUGACAUGCAUACAAGUCAUUAGUGUGAGUGUUUUUAGAGUGAAUGACUUAUAAAAUGUUCUUGUUUAUGUAUUUUUACCGUCUGUCUGAGCUGGACUGGACAGAAAGUUUUUAUAUGAGAGGAAACUAUAUGAGAGCAUCUAUAGAAUAAAUAAAAAGCUACUUAGAUGUGAAUAUAUUGGAAUCUAUUAGUAUUUGGCUGGGACAGAUAGAAACAGUGACUCAGUACGUGAGCCCAUAUUAAAACUCAUUCAAUUCAUUCGUCAUUCAUUCAUCUCAGAUCACCAGGACACACAAGCUGCUAUAAUACUCAGCAGGUUUUAAGUAUGCUUUUAUAACUUUAGCUGCACAGUUAGUAUACAGGUUGAUUUAUAUGCAAGUCUUUAAUGCACUCCCCAUCAUUAAUCAACCAAGAGUCAAGAAAUGUCAAAGAACAUGGUCUCUAUAUUGUGAGGCUGGGUGAGGUUAGCAUGGAGGAUGAGGGACUUCUCUCCUAAUACUACUUCAUAAGUAAGUCUCUCGUGCCUUCCGAGAAGGUGUCAUCUUUUUUUUUUUUUUUUGUACAGAAUAUCCAAACGUUAUUUAUUUUUGUACAGUCUUUAAAAUAUAAUCUUGUGGCUUUUAUAAUUAUUGUUGUAUUUUUAUUUGUUAUUAUUGUUAUUAUUAUUAAAAUAACAGAAGGAUGUAGAUUAUAUUGGAGUAUUUAUACAGUAUUAUAUAUGGUGUUAGGUUUAUGAAUAAAGUAUCACAUUGACUUGUGAACCGAAAUCA
This is a messenger RNA of Clarias gariepinus (North African catfish), 4412 nucleotides long. It is a transcript of the gene adamts1, whose product is annotated as ADAM metallopeptidase with thrombospondin type 1 motif, 1. The transcript has 8 exons. Gene Ontology annotation, molecular function: metalloendopeptidase activity. NCBI's taxonomy places the organism in Eukaryota, Metazoa, Chordata, Actinopteri, Siluriformes, Clariidae. Gene Ontology annotation, biological process: extracellular matrix organization; proteolysis. The record is from RefSeq and is a predicted model, not a curated record. Gene Ontology annotation, cellular component: extracellular matrix. The coding region runs from base 303 to 3383 and encodes 1026 amino acids.